GUGUGAGUGGAUCAGAGUACGUCUCCAAAUGCGUCCUCGUCGUGGAGGCGGCGAUGUGCGUGGCCGUCAUGGUCGCCGUCACACGGCUCCUCCUCCCCACUCGUCGGCUCCACCACACGGCACACCUCUACCUGCGCCCCCGCAUUCGCCAACUCAGUCAGCCACCACCUGCACAGACCAGACACCACGCGCACCGCACCCACACAUUUCGUGGGGGAAUAAUCGAUGCGCCCGUGCGUUGCGUCCCCAUAUAUCCACUCACUCCUUACCUACCUCUGUUUCUCCGAGAGGCGAUCCCGCGGUCCCUUGACCUCCACAAACAUGGCCUCGCCACACUCACCCUCAUCACCCACACCCACACCCACACCGCCCUUGCCGUCCUUCUCAGUGUCACUUGAGAGGUCGAUCGGGCAGUCGGCCGUGGAGAGGGGGAGGCAGGGGAGGGGGGGUGCAGGUGGAGGUGAGGGGUCGGGUGCGGGGCGCUUCUUGCUUUUCCUCUGCUUCUUGUACUGGCGGGGAGGGCUGGCGUGGAUAGCAGGGGGAGCCAAUGGGUCGUAAGGGGGCUUCCUGCAGAGGUGGGCCACCAACAGACAGACAUCCACAUAAGAAAGAGCUUAUACAGUGUGUCGUCAGGCGUGUCUGUGUGUUGGGGUGUGGUGUGUCUCCCUCCCUCCCUCCCUCCCUCCCGGCCUCACGCACUGACUCACUGAGUCACUUACAUGCGCCAGAGGAGGAGGUCGGGCAUGCCGCCGGCCCAGUAAGAGUAGUCCUCAGAGAGCAGCUGGAAGCACACGCUGAGGACACGCCCCCCGAUGCAGCUGGCCAGCCACCCCAUGUACCGCCCGUACUCGUCACGCCGACGGUCCCUCUCCGCCAACGCCUCCUCCCUCCUCACCUCUCGCCCAUCCUCCUCACUCUUGGCCAAUGGGGACUGCUCCUCGCUGUCACCAUCACCAUCAGCCUCAGCAUCGGAGGCACGCUCGAUGUCCAUCUGGUCGCUGUCCUUGUUGUCGGCCUGUGGCUGUGUGGGAAGAGGGAGAGGGGGGAGCGCUGGCUGUGAAGGGGAGGGAGAGGGUGAGAGGGGGCGAGAGGGGCCUGGCCUCGGCUGUUUCUGUCUCUGCUGCUUCUGCUGCUGCUGCUGCUGCUGCUGCUGUUGGAGUGCCUUGUCUUUGCGCUGUCGUGGUGUGGUCCAUGUGACGCCCCGUAUCCGCAGGCCGUAGAGGCGGUCGACAGAUGUGGCCGUCAGGAUGCGCAUCUCGUCGGGAGUGGCCUGCACGAACCCCUGCAUACCAUACAACCAGGGGAUGUCUGUCUGAGUCCCCCCAUGCCACCCCUGUCAAGUCCCGUCCACCCACUCACUCACCCUCAGUCGGUUGUCGAUUUUGGUCUUGCGGCAGGCGUAGAAGCACUCAGUGCCCAGAUCCAACGGCGCAUCCUGCACACACACGUGUCCUGUGCACUGCGUGCCUCUGUGUUGCCUGUGUUGCUGUGUCUGGCUCCCGUAUACCUGGUAAGGCGUCUGCAGGACGUCCCCGACGGCCUCAUCGAAUAGGACGUCGUACAUGAGGAUGCCGAAGAGCUCCCGCACCUCGCGCCCCUCCGUGUGUACGCCCGUCCACCCACCCUGCAUGCGGUAGUGCUGCAGGAUGAGCCCCUCCACACCCACACACUUGUCGUUGAACCCCACAAACACGCUGUGCUGCCCUGUGUGUGUGAGCAGAGCACACACAAGAGGGAGAGGAGAGCAGGUGUGGUGUGGUGUGAUGUGAUUGGAUCGAUCCCCUCCUGCGUGCGGUGCGCGUGCCUGCCGCCUUGGAGUCGUCGAGUGGUCUGCCCAGCACCUUGCUCUCGCGGAUGUUGCUGAGCAGCUGAAACUCCGACGCCUCAGUGACGGUCUUGCGCAGGUCGGAGGGGAUCUCACGGCUCCACACAGCCUUCUUGGACGCUGCAGUGCACUCGCACCAACCAAAGUGAAAUCUAUCCAUCCAUUGCAAUGCAUGUGGGUGGGUAGACAGACAGUCUGCUGUGCGUGUGCAGUGCACGCACGUACUGGCUCUGGCGAUUGCGGUAGCGAUGCGUCUGGUCCGUUUGCCGAGCUCAAUGCGGUCGCCACGUGGGACGGCAGCGCCCUCCCUAAGGCCCUGGAUGCAGUACUGCAGAGCCUCCUCAGACCGACUUAAGUUGCGAUGCAGGUUGAUGGUCAGCCUGACGCACACACACACACACAUACAUACAAGACACACACACAGAGAAAGAGAGAGAGAGAGAGUAGCUAGCCCUGAUGCAGUGCAGACCGACGAGCGUGACGUACCUACGUACCUGUUGUACCACUUGCCGCGUCUGUGCACGGACAGCUGGGAGUGGAGCAGCAGGCGCAGGCGGGCGACGGCCUCCUCGUACUGCUUGCGCUUCUCCAGUAUCUGCACCGAGUGCCACGCCACACCCGCAUGCACCCACUCCUGCACAGCACAUCACACCACAUCACACACAUGUUAUGACACACACGUGUGUGGGUGCCUGCGUGUGUGUGUAUAGCAGCAGCCGUGUGGCCUCACCGCCGUAAACCGUCGGAGGAAGACGUGUCGGUAUUUGGCGCUGUCGGCGUCGUCGCCGCUGCUGCUGCUGCCCUGCUGUGGGUGGUGGUGUUGGGCCGACGAAGAAGCGGCACAUGCUGCUGCACUGGUGGAUGGCUGUGCAGCAGCAGCAGCAGCAGCAGGCGCCACCGCCGCGGAUGCCAUGCGCUGCACAUGCUGCGCCACAUGGUCGUGGGCUUGCUGGCCAAGCUCCAAUGCCUUGGCCUCGUCACGCGUCUGAGCACGGCAACGUACACAUGGCUAAGUUGGCCGGGCCGGCCGUCGACGUUUUGGCUGCCCGCCCACAUCUCAUCUCUAUCUACCUUACUUACAUGCAUGAGUGCGAUCUCCAUCUCGGCCUCAUUCUCUUUAGCCUUCUCGUAAUCCUCCAACUGACUACGGCCUGACGCACUCACACACACACACACAGAGGAUAGAUCAACGCGCACACCAUACACACCCCCUGCCCCAUUACAUUCUCGCUCACUGGUGAAGACAGGCAGUGAAGCGUUGCACUGGUAGGGCGGGAACCUUUUGCGGCCGAUAGAGGCCAGCGUGGGCGGCGGUGCGGGCCCGCCCUUGAGGAACCCUCCACUCCACGCCAGCCGCUGGCCCUCGGUGCCGUUCUGGCCGGCGUACGCACCGAUGGCUCCUGGAGUGGCCAGACCAGCCCACACACCCUCCGCCAAAUGAAACAAAAAGUGGACGCGACGGAACAUGCGACGCACCUAACCCGCCCCGCCCCGCCCCGCCCACAGGCAUACACACGGGUGGGGUGGCGUGGCGUGGCCUGGUGUGGUGUGGUGUCAGUCAGUCGGCCGAAUGAAUGAAUGUUGGGUAGGGUAGGGUAGGAUGCCCACCUACCUCAGGUGGUAUGGCGAUGAGGGGUCCCGCGACGGUCCGGACUGCCUUGAGCAGCUCAUCCGACACACGACGGCCAGACAGUAGCCGCCACGCUGAAAUUCAACACAUACAUACAUACACCACGCCCACAGAGGUGGGAGUCCUUGGUGGGCGGUGCAGGAUGCUGGCUCAGCUCACUGUUUGGUGCGGCGGCUUUCUUGAGCGCCUCUACAAGUGCGCCUUUGGUCUUGUGCUGUCGGAAGGAUGAGGGGUCGGGCAGGCUGGCGCGGCCCACCACCGUCCUCAGCUCCUCCGCUGACAACACCCACAGCCCUGACAUACAUACCAACGACAGAGAACACAACACAACACACUGUCCCAUAAUCAAACCUUCCGCCUCACUCACCCCUUGCCGACACACCGACUGACCUUCCAUAGGCGACAGCUCCGACCGGUCCAUCGCCUCCUCAAAUCUCACCAUGAGCACCCCCCCGCCAUGCUCCCGACACUCGAUGCCGCCACACAGCUCCUCAACCGCCCUUGCCACCGACUCAAUGUCCUGAUACCUGGGCCCCAGUGACGCCACGCGGAACCACGGCCCGACGCGAUUGGAGAGCCGCACGAACAGCCGCUGGGCGUCGGCCGACAGCUCCCCGAAUCUGGUGAGGAUCACCAUCUCGUGUGGCAGGAAGAGCUGGUGGUGUCGGCGGAGGGCGACGGCGAUGGCGAGUCGGAAGAUGGCGACGUAGUAGGGGAGGGAGGCGAAGGAGGCCAUCGUCGGCGGCUCAGAGGGAGGGGAGAAGGAGAAGGGCGGGUGGGGGUGGGGUGCUGCCACGGGAGGGGAGGGGCCAUCCAUCACAACGUCACCAUUUCCAUUGCCAUCGCCGUCUUGGGCACUCUCGCGGCCUCCCAUGUCGGCAGGGUGGGAGGAGUCCACCCGUCGCCGCUUGCAGUGGUCCUCAUCACCGCCCAUUGCAGCAGCAGCACCAACUGCUCCCCCUACCUCCUCCUCUGCUUGCUUCCGCUUCCCCUGACCACCACCCUCUGCAAUGGCCGCCGAUGCUUCUGCUGCUGCUUCUGCUGCUGCUUCUGCUGCUGCUUCUGCUGCUGCUGCUGCCAGCUCCUCGCCACGUGGAUCUGCAUCAUGAUCACUGUUGCGUCUGUCAGAGUGCUGGUGUGCUUGUGCUGCCGGCUGCUGCUGGUCUUCGUCUUCGAUGGUCAGAUCAAUGACGCCGUUGUGGGAUCGAGCUGCACCAGGUGGUGGUCUGGAUGCUGGGCUGAAGAAGUGGGUGAUCUUGGCACGCGCCAUGACGGUACCCGCGCAGCCUCACCAGACACCAGACCAAACAGUACUGCUACAUCCAAGGAAUGAUGAAAAUGUUCAUCCGAGAAGGCAGUUGUGGCUGCAGCUCCAGUAAGCUCCUCCUGUUUCCGGUCGCCGUCAGCUUCGCGACGCUUUCCU
This is a messenger RNA of Vitrella brassicaformis, 4878 nucleotides long. The record is from the annotation of a GenBank genome assembly. NCBI's taxonomy places the organism in Eukaryota, Vitrellaceae.